AUGGCCUCACCCACCGAACCCAAACCCCGCAAGUUCCCACCACCCUGCUGGACCCACGACGAGUCCCACGCCCUCAUCUCCCUCUACAAGGACCGAUGGUUAGCUCUCGGCCGAUCCAACCUCAAAUCUGCCGACUGGGACUCCGUUGCGUCCUCCGUCAACGACCAAUGCCCCCUCGUCUCUCCCCCCAAGACCGCCAUACAGUGCCGUCACAAGAUGGAGAAGCUCCGGAGGCGCUUUCGGACUGAGAAAGAGCGCGCUUCCACUCAUCCAGGUCCGGCACCCUUUUUUUCCUCCUUUGAUCUGUUUCAGCCUAUGAUCGACUUGGAAUGCGACUCUCCUUUGGUUUUCGGGUCCAACCCAGAUCCGGAAAACCGCAUCGCUGUUGAAUAUGGAGGUGGGUUUCGGGCCAGAAAUGAUGAAAGUUUCAGGUAUUUAGCUGAUUCUGAUCCAAAUUUGAGUGACCCAUAUGAGACAACCUCAAAAGGUUCCGGAUUCGGAGGUGGGUUUCGGGUCAAAAAUCUUGUUCGAGGUCCGAAUUCAGGACUUUCAGCUGGUUUUGAUCGAUAUGGUAGUCGAGGAAGUGAUGGUGGUAGUGGGUUUCCUGUAAAAUCAUUGGGGGAUAGGAAUUUCUGGCCUUCAGAUUUUAGGAGCAAGAGUUACGGUAAAAGUAACGACAAGUUUAAUCCCAAGCUUAUCUCGAAGCGUAGUGGCAGCAAUGGAGUUGGUUCAGGGAGCAGAUUUAAUCAGAAAUUCAAAGGGAGUUUGCAUUCUAAUGGCGUCGGUAUGGAAGAUUUAGGUGGGAGUUCAUCUGGGAAAGGGACGGAUGAUCCGAUUGAAGCGAUGGCGUCUUCGAUAGAGUUUUUGGGAGAAGUGUUUGUGAAGAUGGAGAAGAGGAAGAUGGAGAUGGCCGGGGAGAUGGCGAAGAUGAGAAUGAAGAUGGAGAUGAAGCAAAAUCAGCUGGUAAUGGAAUCGCAGAAGCAGAUGGUGGAUGCUUGUGUGAAUGCGUUGUGGGAAACCAAGAAGAAGAAGAAGAAGGUCGUCUCGCUUGACGAUUCGUAG
Messenger RNA from Malus domestica (apple), 1062 nucleotides. RefSeq names its product protein FIP2-like. Gene Ontology annotation, cellular component: nucleus. NCBI's taxonomy places the organism in Eukaryota, Viridiplantae, Streptophyta, Magnoliopsida, Rosales, Rosaceae. The record is from RefSeq and is a predicted model, not a curated record. Gene Ontology annotation, molecular function: transcription cis-regulatory region binding.